AUGGCGUCCUCCUCAAGCAGCAGCGGCCUGCUGGCGGUGGCGGUGCUGGCGGCGCUGCUCGCCGGCGCGCGGUGCGCCCCGGCGAAGGUGACGUUCACGGUGGAGCAGGGGUCGGACGAGAAGCACCUGGCGGUGGUGGUGAAGUACGAGGGGGACACCAUGGCGGAGGUGGAGCUCCGGGAGCACGGCUCCAACGAGUGGGUGGACAUGGUGAAGGCCGACGGCGACGUGUGGAGGUUCGACAGCGAGGAGCCGCUCCAGGGGCCGUUCAACUUCCGCUUCCUCACCGUGAAAGGGAUGAAGAACGUCUUCGAUGACGUCAUCCCGGCCAAGUACACCAUCGGCGCGACCUACACGCCUGAGCAGUACUAG
This is a messenger RNA of Lolium rigidum, 372 nucleotides long. Its product is annotated as pollen allergen Phl p 2-like. The coding region runs from base 1 to 372 and encodes 123 amino acids. Gene Ontology annotation, cellular component: extracellular region. Lineage: Eukaryota; Viridiplantae; Streptophyta; Magnoliopsida; Poales; Poaceae. The record is from RefSeq and is a predicted model, not a curated record. The transcript has a single exon.